GACCGCAAUGUAUACGCUGUAGACAUCAAUUAGGUUUUUUCUUCUCUCUCACAAAAUAGCUUUAAGCCGACUCCCAAAGCUGAUAAGUUAACACCACAAGCUUUGACUCUGAAAUCCAGUAGGAAGUAAAUCCAAUUCUCAAACGGCUGGAAAAUGGCGUCCAAGUUUGGGUUGGCUGGUGGCAUACCGGAGCGUAGAGUUCGACCCAUUUGGGAUGCCAUUGAUUCUCGCCAGUUCAAAAAUGCUCUCAAGCACUGCACCCCUCUCCUCUCCAAAUACCCCAAUUCCCCUUAUGCUCUGGCACUUAAAGCUUUGGUUUUGGAAAGGAUGGGUAAAGCGGAAGAAGCAUUUUCCGUUUGCUUAAAUGCCAAAGAGCUUUUGUACACUAAUGACUCUGUCUUGAUUGACGAUCUUACUCUCAGCACUCUACAGAUUGUUUUCCAGCGACUUGACCACUUGGAUAUGGCAACAAGUUGCUACGAGUAUGCUUGUGGGAAAUUUCCGACUAACCUGGAUCUAAUGAUGGGUCUCUUCAACUGCUACGUCCGCGAAUACUCUUUUGUGAAGCAACAACAGAUAGCUAUUAAAAUGUACAAGAUUGUUGGUGAAGAAAGGUUCCUGCUUUGGGCAGUAUGCAGCAUUCAGUUGCAGGUUCUCUGUGGCAAUGGAGGAGAGAAGCUGUUACUCUUAGCAGAAGGCCUGCUGAAGAAGCAUAUAGCUUCCCAUAGUUUACAUGAACCGGAAGCUCUUAUUGUAUACAUUUCCUUAUUAGAGCAGCAGUCUAAAUAUGGAGAUGCCUUAGAACUUCUUACUGGAAAAUUUGGGUCUCUUAUAAUGACUGAAGUUGAUAGACUACGUUUGCAGGGGAGGCUUCUUGCCAGAGGAGGUGAUUAUGCUGCUGCAACUAGCAUAUUCCAGAAGGUUUUAGAACUAUGCCCUGAUGACUGGGAGUGUUUCCUCCAUUAUCUUGGCUGUUUACUGGAGGAUGAUGGUAGCUUGUGCAUGGGAACAAAGAAUGAUUCUACUUAUCCUCUAAAGUCGAUGGACUCCCAUGUUUCUCAUUUGACAGAUGAAGCAUUUGGUUCUCGGCUAUCAAAUGCGUCAUCUCUUGUACAAAAGUUGUUAACAGAGGCAAGUGAUGAUACUGUAAGAUGUCCAUACUUGGCAAAUAUUGAGAUUGAAAGAAGAAAACUUUUACAUGGAAAGGGUGAUGCGAAUAAGUUGACGCAGGUUGUGAUAGAAUAUUUUUUCAGGUUUGGACAUUUGGCUUGUUUUGCUUCCGAUGUUGAAACGUUUUUACACAUUUUGGAUCUUGAUAAGAAGACACAGCUUCUGGAGAAGUUGAUGGAAUGCUGUGAACCUAUUCCAACAAAUCCCAGAAAGACUCUUGGGCAGCAUAUUACUGUCUUCAAAAUUCAAAAUAUUGUUGGAAGCAUGUUCACUCUUCCACUAAAUGAGCUGGAGACAACAGCCGUAAAGAUGACACAAUUGUACUGUGAAAAUCUCCCACUGUCAAAAGAGUUGGAUGCUCAAGAGAGUAUGUAUGGCGAAGAUCUUCUGUCUAUGGCGUGCAAUUUGUUGGUUCAGCUCUUUUGGCGUACUAGGCAUAUCGGAUAUCUGGUGGAAUCAAUUAUGAUCUUGGAAUUUGGUUUGGCAGUACGAAGACAUAUUUGGCAGUACAAGAUUUUACUGUUGCAUUUGUACUCUCACUGGAAUUCUCUUCCAUUGGCUUAUGAAUGGUAUAAAACACUGGACGUCAAGAACAUAUUGUUGGAAAGUGUAUCGCACCAUAUUUUGCCACAGAUGUUAUCAUCGCCAUUGUGGGCUGAUUCAACAGAUAUUUUGAGGGAUUAUCUAAGAUUUAUGGAUGAUCACUUCAGAGAAUCUGCUGAUCUUACAUUUCUUGCAUAUCGUCAUCGGAGUUACUCUAAAGUUAUUGAGUUUGUUCAGUUCAAGGAGCGAUUGCAACAAUCUAGCCAGUACUUGAUGGCAAAGAUUGAAACACCCAUUCUGCAGUUAAAGCAGAAAGCAAAUAACAUCGAAGAAGAGGAGGGCAUUCUAGAAAGCUUGAAACAUGGAGUUCAGUUUCUUGAGCUCUCAGAUGAAAUUGGAAGCAAAUCAUUGACCUUCAAUGAAGAAUUGCAGCUGCGGCCCUGGUGGACGCCAACAUGUGACAAAAAUUAUCUCUUAGAGCCAUUUGAAGGAUCAUCUUAUUGCACUCGAGAGACCUUGUAUGAUCAAAUCAAACAGUCUCAAGCUAAAGUGGUUAAAACAAUUGAGAAGAGGUCCUUUUUACCACGAAUGAUCUAUCUGUCAAUUCAAUGUGCUUCAUCAGCUGUCAAGGAAAGUGUUGAAGCAAAUGGUGUUGUCUUUGACCCUAAACUAUCAUCAGAGAUGAGAUUGUUACUCGACCGGUAUGCCAAUAUCUUGGGAUUCUCCUUCCAGGAUGCUGUAGGGCUGGCUUUUGAUAUUUCGAGUGGCCUUAAGGACUCAGGGGCAUGGAGCUGCAAUCUGAUUGAUUGGAUGAACUUUCUCGUGUUUUUAAAUGCUUGGAAUCUUUAUUCUCAUGAAGUAGAUGGAGAUUCAAAUACAUGGCUUAUUGUGAAUUCAAUAUUGAAGAAAUAUAUCCUGGAUAAAGUCGGAUCAAUGGGACCACUGGAAUCCUCACCUGGAUGUGAUCUUCCUAAUCUGGUGCUUUUAGUGACAGAACCUAUAGCUUGGCAUAUACUGGUGAUUCAGUCUUGUGCCAGAUCGUUAGUGCCUUCAGGAAAGAGAAAAAAGAAAGGCGGACCUGCAGAGAACUUUAACGUUCAGCUGUCUCAGGAAUUACAAGAGUCGAUUCUGUCUGUAUGCGAGACUAUAGAGCUGGUCAGGCAAUGGCUUAACCAACAAAUUAUCAAGUCAGACGAUUACAAAUCGGAAAGCAUACUUUCAUCACUCCUAAAAGAUAAAGAGGAGGGACCUGGGAAGGUCUACCGAGUUCUUGAAUCUUUAACUUCUUCCUCGACAAGUGAUGCGGAUUUUGGUGAUCGGAUCACUCGAGCAUUGCAGUCCUGGAGUGCUACCGAUAUUGCUAGAAAAAUCAUUUGUAGUCAGCGCACUGCAUUAUCUAGUUUCCUGAAAAUUUGUGAUUCAAAAAUCAAAUCAUUACAGGCAUUGAAAGCUCAUUUAUAGCUGGAGAAAUAGUGGAUUCUGUGUGUUGCGAGGACUGAUUGUUCCGAGUGAUUUUCUUGCUUCUCUAGGCACUUUUUUUUCACCAUAUUUUCUCCAGUUUUAAUAGUGGUCAGAUGUAACGUGGGCAAGCACCAGGCUGAGGCUGGUAUCUCAUUCAAUGUUGCAUAAAGUUGUAUUCCGUCCAAUUUUUUCCUUCCAGGUUUCGGUUCUGCUCAACUAUAUAGAAUAAACAUGAAAUUCAUUAUCCGAGUAUCUCAUUCGUUUUGCCGGCUUGUAAUAUUUUAAAGUAAUUUGGGAUUUUAUUUGUAUAUUGCUGUUACCUA
Molecule: messenger RNA, 3497 nt
Organism: Nicotiana tabacum (common tobacco)
Lineage: Eukaryota; Viridiplantae; Streptophyta; Magnoliopsida; Solanales; Solanaceae
Source: RefSeq, a predicted model, not a curated record